GCCUUGACCACAACUCACUUUCCUACUUCUCCUUUCUCAUUUCUCUACACCAUGGUUUUAGCCAAGGAAGACAGCUUGGUCUAUGGCUUCAAGCUUUCCUCGGUUGGGUCGGGGAAGAUUACGCCGGCGGAUACGGUUCACGUGCCAAGUGGCAUGGACUUGGCUAUGAAGCUCCACUACCUAAGAGGAGUCUACUUCUUCAGUAGUGAGGCAGCCGAAGGGCUAAGCGUCCUGAAAAUAAAGGAAACCAUCUUCGUCUGGUUGAUUGAACACUGGCGGGUGUUGGGCCGGUUCCGGAGGUCGGAAUCCUCCGGACGGCCCUUUGUUAAGUGUAACGACUGCGGGGCGAGGUUCAUUGAGGCUCAGUCUGAUAAGACCCUUGAAGAAUGGCUAGGGAUGGACUCGUCUAUCCACAAGCUGCUUGCUUCUAACCAAAUCAUUGGCCCUGAGCUGUUCUUCUCUCCUCCUGUUCUCUUCCAGUGGACUCGUUUUAAGUGCGGAGGAGUGUCAAUAGGGCUUAGCUGGUCCCAUAUUCUGGGAGAUGCCAUGGCUGCUUCAGAGUACUUCUUCAAUGGCUUGAGUCGAACCAUGACUGGUAAGGAGCCUUCACCUUACCCGGAAACAUCAAAACCAAAUAUUCAUCAACUCAAGCACCCUUCACCACUAGCCCUAAAAAAAGUGGAUUCAGUUGGUGACCACUGGAUCACACCCAACAACCACAAGAUGGAAACAUUCUCGUUGGUCCUCACUCCCACCCAGCUAAACAGCUUGGAGCUCAAGUUACUGGGUCAGAAUCCAAACCCAGCUGAAGAAAUCCCAACUUUCGAGCUCAUUUGUGGUGUUAUUUGGCAAUGUGUGGCAAAAAUGAGACAAGGGUCGGAGCCGAAAUUAGUCACAAUCUGCACAAAAGGUACUAAACCUGCAGUUGCGGAAUGCGGCAACAAUCAGAUUAUAAGCACAGUCGAGGCUGCAGAUGUUGCCGAUAUGGAUCCGAAAAGUUUAGCAGCAAUGCUGGCUAAGCGCGAGAGUUACGAGGAAACACAGAUAGGAGAAUUGGUGGAGAGCGAGAAUGGAGCGUCGGAUUAUAUUGUGUACGGGGCGAACUUGACAUUUGUGAACUGGGAAGGUUCAGACUUCUAUGGGUUUGAAGCUGAGGGACAUAAGCCAGUUUGUGUGAAUUACAGCAUACAAGGUGUUGGUGAUGAAGGAGCUGUUUUGGUUCAGCCAGGACCAAAUGGUGAAGGAAGACUGGUGAAUGUUAUUUUCCCAGAGAAAGAAGUUGUGGGGUUGAAAGCUGAGUUGAGAAAGAAUGAUCUUAUGCUUGAGAUCAAUAAUUAGGGUUUGAUUCUUCGGUGUUUCAAAUGUUAUGUGUGAUGUCAUUCCUGCUUAAUAAGGCCCAUAGUUAUGUAAUAAGUUUAUUAAGCUAAUAUAGUACUCUGUUUCUAUCAU
Molecule: messenger RNA, 1449 nt
Organism: Fragaria vesca subsp. vesca
Lineage: Eukaryota; Viridiplantae; Streptophyta; Magnoliopsida; Rosales; Rosaceae
Product: anthranilate N-benzoyltransferase protein 2-like
Exons: 2
Coding region: 52-1338 (428 amino acids)
Molecular function (GO): acyltransferase activity, transferring groups other than amino-acyl groups
Source: RefSeq, a predicted model, not a curated record